This is a messenger RNA of Penicillium angulare, 1713 nucleotides long. Its product is annotated as putative tannase. The record is from RefSeq and is a predicted model, not a curated record. Bases 1 to 1713 code for a protein of 570 amino acids. NCBI's taxonomy places the organism in Eukaryota, Fungi, Ascomycota, Eurotiomycetes, Eurotiales, Aspergillaceae. The transcript has 3 exons.
AUGCAUUCGUCUCUCUGGGCUCCCGCGGCUGCGAUUGUCGCUGCGACAGUCGCAUCGGCCACUUCACUUAGCAGCAUUUGCACAGACUCCUACGCAAAGGAGGCGUUACCAUUGGAUGCCAUUGAUGGUAUCACUAUUGAUGCGAGCUCAGUUUCGACAAGCUUGGUUACCAACUACACGGCUUCGUCGAUCUUCUUCCCCACGGAUACCUUCAACUACUGCAACUUAACGUUCGCAUACUCGCACGAUGGUAUUGAUGGCGAUGUUGUUCAUGUGCAAUACUGGCUUCCUGAGCCAUCCAAGUUUCAGAACCGAUAUGUCUCUACUGGUGGAGGUGGUUGGGCGAUCAACUCGGGAUCCUCAUCGAUUCCAACAGCUAUUAUUGCAGGAGGUGUCGGUGGCCUGACCGAUGGAGGAUUCGGUAACUUCAACACGCAAUUCAGCUCUGCUGCUCUAUUGGCCAAUGGAACUGUCAAUUGGCAAGCGACCUACAUGUUUGGAUACCAAGCACAAAACGAGCUCGCGAUUCUCGGAAAGCAGUUGACCCGAAACCUCUACGAUGUCUCUUCAAAGAAGAAGAUUUACUCAUACUAUCAAGGUUGCUCGGAGGGAGGCCGCGAGGGAUGGAGCCAGGUCCAGCGAUUCCCCGAACAAUUCGACGGCGUCGUAGCUGGAGCUCCUGCAUUUCGAUGGGCACAGCAGCAGACCAACCAUCUGACUGGUAAUGUCAUGCAAAAGACUCUGGGCUAUUAUCCAUCUAACUGUGAGCUCGAGAAGAUCAUGAACAUGACAAUUGAGAGCUGUGAUCCUCUUGACGGAAAAACAGACGGCGUCGUUGCUCGCUCUGACCUCUGCUUGGCUAAACUUGACUGGACUAAGAUUGAAGGGUCCUCCUACAGCUGUGCUGCUAGCUCUGGUUACGGAUCUACUACACCCGCCGCUUCAGGAAAGGUCUCAGCCAAGGCUGUUGAGCUCAUCAAGACCUACUGGAAGGGUCUCUAUGACUCCGACGGAAACCAAGUCUACUUCAGCUACCAGCCUGGUGCAAGCUUUGAUGACCUCGACACAGAAUAUAACUCUGCAACAGGCGAAUACGAGCUUGACAUCAGUGGCCUGGGUGGUAUCUGGAUUGCUCAGUUUAUCGAUUACAUCAAGGACGCCCAGAACAUUGAUAGCCUCGAUGGUGUCACUUACGAUACUUUGAAGGAGUGGAUGAUCUUCUCACAGAAGAAGUACGGCGAUAUUCUCCAGACUACAUACCCCGAUCUUACCGAUUUCCAAGCGGCAGGCGGCAAGGUCUUGCAUGUGCAUGGUGAACAGGACUUCUCCAUUCCAACCGCCUCGUCAGUCCGAUACUGGGACUCAGUGCGCUCAGUCAUGUUCCCCAAGAAGUCAUACCGUGAGGGUGCCGCGGCACUCGAUGACUUCUAUCGUCUGUUCCUUAUUCCUGGUGUAGGCCACUGUGCUGCCAACUCAUAUGAGCCCAAUGCGCCAUGGCCACAAUUUACCCUGCAAACAGUCAUUGAAUGGGUCGAGAAGGGCACUGCGCCAGCUACAUUGAGUGGAUCGACUGAAAUCGAGGCUGAAAUGUGUCGCUGGCCUCUUCGCCCGCUCUGGACUAACAGCGGAAAGAAGUUCCAGUGUGUCUAUGACCAGGAUUCGGUGAACAGCUUCACCUAUGAUCUCGAUGCUUAUAAGCUCCCUGUGUACUAG